Molecule: messenger RNA, 2505 nt
Organism: Chaetomium globosum CBS 148.51
Lineage: Eukaryota; Fungi; Ascomycota; Sordariomycetes; Sordariales; Chaetomiaceae
Exons: 5
Coding region: 1-2505 (834 amino acids)
Biological process (GO): DNA-templated transcription
Molecular function (GO): zinc ion binding; DNA binding
Source: RefSeq, a predicted model, not a curated record
AUGGAUCCGGUGUCGAGCCCCCCUACCGAGUCCACGCCGGCGAAACAGUCGUCGACAUCGCCUUCACAACAUUCGGCCACUCCAUCUGCGCCGGCAGACAACGAGCCUCGAGAGCGUGCGAGACAUGCCAUGCCCGCAAAGUACGGAUACCCUCAGCCCAUUGCAGCCGCAGAUCCACCCGGCCUUCAUGCUUGGUGUUUCGUUUAUGAUGUGGAUGCUCACAUCUACUUCUGCAGCGAACGAGGAGAGGAAGAUAGGUCACCGCUUCCGCCUGGCACGGCCACGUUCCCGAGCGGGACCCGACCUCCGGCCGUCUAUCACACCCACGAGGGCACCCCUUCGACCGCCAACAUCGAGGUUGAGCAACAGAAAAAGGAGGAAUUUGAUAAAGCCACGCUUGCCAGCUACAUGGACCUCGUCAUGAAGCCCAAGUUCACGAGGGCACCCAUUACCGAGGCCGGAAGAGUCGCCUACUUGGGCGAGUCCUCCAACCUUACACUUUUGGUCCACGACCGCCAAAACGACGGGGACGUGGUCCACUACCCCCUACCAGAAAACAUUAGGGGAUCGAGAGCGCGCUUGACCGAGUUGGACAACGUCGAGAUCGAGAUCCUACACCACCGAGGCGCCUUUCUCCUUCCACCACGGCUCCUUUGCGAUGAGCUGAUCGACUCAUACUUCAAAUGGAUACAUCCGAUCGUCCCGGUGAUCAAUAAGACGAAAUUCUUGCGACGUUACAAGGACCCGAAGAAUCCUCCUUCGCUCCUCUUGCUUCAGGCUAUGAUGCUCGCUGGGUCGCGCGUCUGCACGAAUCCGCAGUUGAUGGAUGCGAACGGUUCUUCGACGCCGGCUGCCCUAACCUUUUACAAAAGGGCCAAGGCCCUAUACGACGCCAACUAUGAGGACGAUCGGGUUACCAUCGUCCAGUCUCUUUUGCUCAUGGGCUGGUAUUGGGAGGGCCCCGAGGAUGUCACUAAGAAUGUCUUCUACUGGACUCGGGUGGCAACGAUCGUUGCGCAAGGCUCAGGCAUGCACCGCAGUGUGGAGGGGUCACAACUCAGCAAGUCGGACAAGAGGCUAUGGAAACGGAUUUGGUGGACACUGUUCACGAGGGAUCGGUCGGUGGCCGUUGCCCUGGGGCGGCCUUGCCAUAUCAACCUGGACGACUCGGAUGUUGAGAUGUUGACCGAGGACGACUUUGUGGAGGAUGAACCCGAUCGACAAAGCGAGUACCCUCCGGAUCCGAUCCACGUGCAGUUUUUCCUACAAUACGUCAAGCUCUGCGAGAUCAUGGGUCUCGUGCUCUCGCAGCAGUAUUCAGUCGCCGCAAAGGGGCGUAGACACAAUCCUAUUGACCUUACCCACAGCGACAUGGCGCUUGCCGACUGGCUGCAAAACUGUCCCAAGUUGGUAUACUGGGAGGUGCCGAGGCACCACUUUUGGUCGGCCUUACUUCACUCAAAUUACUACACCACCCUUUGCCUGCUUCAUCGCGCGCAUAUGCCACCGAGUGGCUCCCAGAAGUUUGGGGACGACCAUUAUCCGUCUCGGAACAUUGCCUUCCAGGCGGCUGGCAUGAUCACAUCCAUUAUCGAAAACCUUUCCACUCGCGAAGAGCUUCGAAUACUGCCCCGGCCUUUGUCGGUCUGGCUUGUCGGGAAAAUGGUCCACACACUUUUCGAAUCCAUCCUAGGGAACAAAGUGCUUGAAGAAAGGCUUCAGAAGGCAGCUGGGAAACGGCACCGCAAGGCACAACAAAGCCUAUCCCAACUAGAGCAACAACGUUACGCACAGGAGCAGAAGCGCAAGUACGAUGAGAUGGCUAUCGACUUCAGCGUGAGCACACCCCAGCCGCAAGAAUCGUACGAGCGCUCAAGACCACAGACACCAAGUAUGGCCUCCAAGAACGAAUCAGCGGCUGGGGCGAUGCCGCCUCCCAACCAUGCAUCGCCGCACCCGCGCAACAACGGCGACACUUUUAUGGGAGGGACAGCCUCGCGGCCGCAUACACGACCGGCAACCCCUUUCAACCCCUCUUUCUCGAUCCCUGGCACCCCUCCCGAUCUCUAUCUUGUCACAAGGAACUCGCCGAACCUGUCACAAGCCGUUUGGGAGAACUUCCAACCCGAUCAGCUAUUCCCGGAGAGUGCUCACGCUCCACUGUUCCAACCAAUAUCACCUCAGCAAGCACAACAGAACCUUGACCAGCAGCAGAUGAUGGCGCAGAUGCAAAACCAGAACAUGCAAGGGCAACCGAUGGACGGCGGUCAGAAUGUAUUUGGCCAGGCCCUACCCAAGCGAGGGUUGGAUGGUAGCCCGAUGCAGCAAAAUCCGAUGAUGCAGCAGGGUAUGGCGGGUUCUUUCCAAGGCCAGCAGAACCCCAACAUGUGGCAUGGGUUCGAGGUACCCAUGGUCGACGGGCAAAGCCCGAGCGAUAGUUGGAGCACUGGCUCGGUACACGGUCAGCCGCCUGUACCGGCGACCCUUAACGUGGAAGAUUGGUGA